Fraxinus pennsylvanica is the source of this 678-nucleotide messenger RNA. Lineage: Eukaryota; Viridiplantae; Streptophyta; Magnoliopsida; Lamiales; Oleaceae. The record is from the annotation of a GenBank genome assembly.
AUGAGGGCUUCUGCUUGGUGUUCUAAUAUAGCUACUACUUUUAUGGGUACUCCUCUGCAGAGGUUUCAUUCAACUAAGAGAAAAUUAGUUAAGGUUAGAGGAAAGAUAUUUGCCGCCGCUGCUGUUCCAGUUGCAACGGCUCCAGUUGUGGAAGUUAAAAAAUAUGUACUUCCGACAUGGGCUGAAUUCGAUCUUGGAAGAGCUCCAGUCUACUGGAAAACUAUGAAUGAUUACGGAAUUGCUUUUAAUGGAGGUUUCAACCAGCCCAUCAUGUGUGGUGGUGAGCCGAGGGUGAUGCUGAAUAAAGUUCGAGGGAAAGCUGAUCCUCGUAUUUACACAAUCCAAAUUUGUAUCCCAAAACAUGCUGUAAGAUUGAUAUUCUCAUUCACAAAUGGUACUAAUUGUGAUGGUCCAUAUAGACUGCAAUUUCAAGUUCCAAGAGCUUGGCGAAAUAAAACAAUGGAUUUCUUCACCGUGGAGUUGAGUAAAGAAGGUGCAUGUGAAAGAGCUAUUUUCCCGGACACUAGUAUCAUCGCCACAAGAUGUGCCAUAAUCGGUGACCGCUGCAAUCUUGAUCUUGUACCUGGAUGCACCGAUCCCAGCUCACCCAUGUAUAAUCUUCUAUCCAAUGUGGAUGAUGGCUCUUGCCCUCCUUGCUGGUAUAUUUUGUUCCUAUAA